This is a messenger RNA of Lineus longissimus, 5084 nucleotides long. RefSeq names its product glutamine-rich protein 2-like. The coding region runs from base 138 to 2567 and encodes 809 amino acids. NCBI's taxonomy places the organism in Eukaryota, Metazoa, Nemertea, Pilidiophora, Heteronemertea, Lineidae. The transcript has 19 exons. The record is from RefSeq and is a predicted model, not a curated record.
AAGUGGUCAAUGUACACAAAACCUACAUUGGUUGGAUACAAUAGAAAUUUCUCCUGUCAAAAUGAUGAAAUAAUCUGUAUUUUUCUGUUGAUCAAGGGAUAAAAUUGAUACUUUGAAAGUAUUAGGCAGAAGUGAAGAUGGCUGCAGCUGUCAGUCUGUCUCGUAUGGUUGAUUUGGCCCUUGGCACACCUGAAGUGGGGGCUGUAAAUUUCAAUGUGCUUCAUACACUUCUGCAUGCUGUACUUUCAAAGCUUGAUCUGAGAGAUGUGAAGGCAGAACUCAGUGAGACUGAUCAGCAGCUUCUGGCUUCAGUACCAGAAGGUGUCCGAGUCCAAUCGGCAACAAGUGCCGGUAAGGAUAGUGGAUUAGAAACGGAUGGAGAGAGCGUCAAAGAUGUGGAACCUGUGCCAAAAAAGAAAUCGCAUUACCAUGUUCUCGAAGCCAAAGUUUCUAAGCUUGAAAAGGACUUGGAAAGCCUCAACAGGUUACCGAGCAAUGAAGAUCUUUUCGGUAGAGCAAAAGAUCCUUCAAAACCGAAACCUGUCACAGAUAUGUGGCAGUCGAUGCAACUCGCAAAGAGGGUUGAUGCAAAUGAAGCAGGAGUCGGAAAGCUCAUGUCCAUGGUUGAAGAUUUGUUGAAGGAAAUUCAGGACCUCAAAGCUGUCAAUGAAGCACUCAAAAAGCAACUGGAGGAGGCUAACUCAAAUCGGGACAGUGAGAUGAACGAACUGAGAAAACGGCUAAAGGACCUUGAGGAUAUGUUUGAAAAGAUUAAAAAUGAGAUGAAAGAAAUGAAGGAUAAAGUAGAAAACAUCAAGAUACCAGAUAUUCCCAAAAUAGAACAGUACACCGGCCCACCACCAGAAUUCUAUGAUGGGUUUGUCACGUGGGCGGCCCUCGAGAAGAUGCUCAAAGGUAUCCGAGAGGAUCUCCGGCCAAAGACACCUCCCCAGGCGAUCGAAGCGGCCAUGCAGACUGAAGCACAAAGGCCAGUGUCCUCCUCACCAUCGAAGGAACUUCAAGAUAUCCUGGAGAAGUUAGGUAAACUUGGUGUAAGACACGACUCUCUGGAAGUUAGGGUGACCAUUAUUGAGGAGGAACUUGGAAAUAAAGCUAAUAAGUCUGACCUUGAAGGCUUGGGUGGAGUACCAGAUGACUUGCUUGCUCAACUCGAGAAAAUCAAAGAGGACUUGGAUGCCCUCAUGCGACUCAGAGAGCGGGAUUUAAAAGACCGACAAAAGGACACUGACGCCCUGAACCGUGCCCACCGUGCUAUAUCUAACCUCCAGGCAGAGAUUGAGAAACUCAAAUCAACCACAGAAUACCUCUGUGAGCAGAAUGACAGCAAGACCAAGAAGAUCGAGGAAAUUUGUGAAACCACCAACCAGUUGGAGGAGAAGAAGGCUGACAAGGAUUAUGUUGAUGUCAAUCUGGACCUGAAAGCCGACAAAAGUGCCUUAGAUAAGAAGGUCAGCCAGAGUCGAUUUGAUACGACAAUAGAAGAGCUAAACAAAAUGCUUGAAGAUAUGCUCAAGAAGAUGGAGGGCCAUGAUUCUGAGUGGCGGAAGGCAAUUGAGGAGCUUACCAAGGAGCUUGACAAUAAGAUUGACAGAUUGGAGCUCGAUGCUCUGAAGGAUUACUUGGAGAGCCGUCUGAAGGCACUGAUGGCCAAGAUCAAGGCGGCCCAGGGCAAUGCUGGCUUCGAUGAGGAUGAUGCUGCUGGGUUCAGGAAACAAAUGGUGCAGAAAUUCCAUUGCAUAUCAUGUGAUAGGCCCGUGGACAUGAUUCCACAGCUUCCCAUACCAGCCCUCCCUGGUCAACCCGGUCUCCCAGGCACAAGGUCAGCCCGACCUUACACAACCUUCGAACUGGAGCAGAUCAGACAGCAAGCCAAACUCCAUGGCCAUGUUAAACCACCAUCGAGGCCGAAGGAAAGUGGCACUAACUUUGAGCGUGCUUUAAAAGAACGCAGGCUUGCCCAGUCCAAGAAGGUCGAGCGUGACUACCGUGCUUUUUUAGUGCACUAUGCUAAAGAAUUAAAAGGAUUAUCUUUCACUGGGCCCGAAGCGGCUGAACUCUAUGCAACCAACCGUGCCUGUGGAGGGACUCACACAAUGACCUAUCCUCACAGGAGGAUUACAAGACUCACUCAGUUGGCAACCCUGUUCCAUGAAGAGGAACCAACGCCGGCAUUCAAGGAGGAGCAAGAUAUCUUAGGUGCUGAUGGCCACAUAUACAAAGGUCGAAUGGAGGACCAAUUUACAAAGUUCCCAACAGUACCAAACGGACAGGUGACCGUCAUCAGACCCAUGUCGCCGCAGUACGGGAAAUCUCGUCCAACAGUGACUCCUAACACAGGGAGGCAAGACAUUAGCUCGCCGAGACCAGGGUCGACAAGAGGACGCCCGCAGUCAGCACAACGUCCUUCAUCGGGUCGACUCUCCGGUACAGGCUUUAUAAUUACGACGCCCCCAAGAACACAAUCUCCAGUGCCUGUUGCACCGCAUGGAUCAGAGAAUCAAGAUGUCCUGGAGAGCAUCGAAGAUGAUGCCCCAAAACAAGAGUAAUGUGGGAACUUUCCUUGAGAUUGAGAAACUAUUUGAUUUUGUUACAAUCAUUUAGUGGCCAAGUCCUUGUUUUGCUGACUACCAUAUUGGAACUCUUUGUGAGACAAUGCACGUUUCAAAACUUUCCAGCAUAGAAGCCCUUGAACUAUUUCUUAUUAGUAUAGCUGAAUAGAACAUCAUAUUUUUUUAGAUUUCAGUUUACAUGUAGACUUAGCCACACAGAAGCUGAAUACACAAUUUAUCAUCAAUACCCUUGUAGCUUUUCAUUAUAUCUUCGAAAAAUAUGCCCAAGGUCCUUUUUUCAGCGUUAUUUGUGCCUUAAACCCUGUAUCCACAUUGUUUUUGGGGACCAUAUUGCAUCAGUUUGGGUUCAUUGCUGUGAAAUACCCCACUAAGAACUUGCUUGAAUACGAUAUACAUCAGAAACAUAAUAAUAGAUUUUUUUUGUAUCUACUGCUUUCUGAACAAAGCUGGAGCCACCAAAUUGUAUCAAAUUGAUUGUGUUGGGUGAAAUAACGAAGGUGCAAAACUCAUGUGAUAUCAUAUCUUAAAGUAUUUCAGAAUCUUAAGUAUUAUAUUUGUUUCAGUUUUUGGUACGUUAAGCGGUCCCUUCCUUUUCUUUGAAUUGGAAAUUUAAUUGACAUGAUUUUGCACAGAAUGUCUGUAUAUCUUGUAUACAUGUAUGUAUGAUUCUAAUACAGGGUGUAUAAUAUAAUACAGGGUGUAUAAGUAUUGGUAAUGAAAAGUAGCCCAUUGUCAAAAAAUCUUGUUGCGUAUGAAUUACAUUUACUCUUGCACCAAACUCUAUACAGCUUGUCUUGGGUUUAGUUCUACGCUGUGACUAUUUUAACAUGACCAUGAUGAUAUUCUUGUAGGCAAUUUUAUUAUUAUUAUGUCAACUUUGGUAGCAGAUGGAAAUUUUGAACUAAUAAUUUUAUUAUGUCCAACCAGGUCAAAAACUGGUUUCAUUUAUGUACGUGACCAACAUGGAAAUUAGCCUACUAGAAAUAGUUUAUGGUCACAGAAGAAUAGCUACAGUUUCAUUUCAUUCCUUGCCAAAAUAUUGGUGAAAUAUGAAAACUGGAUGCACUCUGAAGCAACUCUAUACCAGCCUCGUAUAAUCUAGUGAUCCUCCUCCUACAAAUGAGCUAUGAUUUCUGUUUCAAUAUCCGUCCAAAUGAUAUUUAAAUUAUUGUCUUGUUAUUCCGACUGUGAUUGUUCAUGAAUGUGAAUAUUUUUAGUGCAAUUUUGUAGAUUAGAAAUGACAUAAACCACAAUACUUAGCUCACUGACAGCAAAUUUAGCCUCUUCAGAUUUAUCAUUGACAUUUCCAAAAACACUGAAAAGCUUAGCGCCGUGAACCUGAAGAUAUCUUUUUCCUUACAAAUGUAUGUGUAAAGGUUCAAUUUUGCAUCAGAAACUUGAGAGGUAAGAUGAAACUGAUUUUUAAUUUCAUACACUUUGUAAUUUCAUAUUACGUGUAUCAUACUUUUUUCCAUGUAUCAUAUAGUCUUUGUACUUGUUAGUAGCCUUAGUGUUAUCAGUUCUGCAUGACUGUAUACUCUGUUUUUUAAAGUGGCUUAGGAGCCUGAACAAACUAUGAGUGACGUUCUCAAGAUUUUUAUGAGAGGAAUUUUGAACUUUGGAUUUCAUUUUACUCAAAUGGCAAUAACACAAAUCAACCUUUCUAUCCACAGAUGUGUGAGUGAAUUUAGGUACACAUACAUGUAGUUGACACAUAUUAUCAUUACUUAGAAUGUACUUUUUAGUGUCAAAAGUGUUGACGAUGAACUAAGACAUUCCAUUGAUGUAACUUGAUAUGUUAAAUAGGCACAUUACACCAAAAUGGGUUGUAAGUUACACUUCGGGCAUAUGGAGUUAUCCAAUUGUUCAUAUAGCUUGAUAUUUAAGCUAUGUUUUGAUACCACUCUCAUCGUUGUAUCUUUUGUGGUGCCCGAGAUAUUUGGUGUUUGAUGUUUGGAGAAAACAACAAUCUUGUACACACACUCAAUUCUAGGUGUGGUGACUUACUUCCUGCUUUGGUGUGAAUGUGUCACAAUUGUUACAAAACACAAAACUAACUUGGAUUUGUUAACUAUUGAUUGUAUUUGUUGAUACUAUAAGUUGCUAAUAUAAUGAGAUUCAAGAAGUUUCCGUCCAUUGUUGACUGCCUUGAUCCCCACAGCACUUCUGCAGACAUAUCGAACUUCUUGAAACUUGGGAGAAAUCCCAGGCAGAGAUCUUGGGACAGUUUUCAACCAAAAAUCCAUGCAACAGUGCUGUAGGUCCAAUAAACAAUCAUCGUUCUCUGUUCGAGUGGAAACCUACUACCAGCCCUGGUCUCCCAGUAAGAAUCCAUAUAAAGGUUUUCUGCCUUGUGCAGUGGUGUUCGAGGGCAAGUCAGUGUGAAAGGUUGUGUAUAAUACCACCACUGCUGUUAUAUGCAUGUACAUGUAUUAUUGAUCUGUGAUAUUCGAAUCAUAGUGCUUUGUAAAAUAAUAAAUACUAUUAUUUUCA